Molecule: messenger RNA, 2110 nt
Organism: Gastrolobium bilobum
Lineage: Eukaryota; Viridiplantae; Streptophyta; Magnoliopsida; Fabales; Fabaceae
Product: guanine nucleotide-binding protein-like NSN1
Exons: 9
Coding region: 88-1872 (594 amino acids)
Cellular component (GO): nucleolus
Molecular function (GO): GTP binding
Source: RefSeq, a predicted model, not a curated record
AAACGAAGGCGCAAACACUCUUUAGCGGCAGUAGUUUCCCCUUCAGCUUCUUAGGUUUUUUCUCUUUUCUAACCGAAGAAUCACACAAUGGUGAAGAAGAGCAAGAAGAGUAAGAGUAAGAGGGUUCCAUUGAAAAAGAAAUAUAAGAUUAUAAGGAAGGUGAAGGAGCAUCAAAAAAAGAAGGCCAAAGAGGCCAAAAAGCUUAAUCUGAAUCGCAAAAACAAGACCGAGAAGGAUCCUGGAAUUCCCAAUGAUUGGCCUUUUAAGGAACAGGAGCUUAAGGCCCUUGAAGCUCGAAGAGCUCGUGCUAUUGAAGAAUUGGAGCAAAAGAAAGCUGAGCGCAAGGAGAGGGCUAGAAAAAGGAAAUUGGGCUUGUUAGAGGAUGAUGAUAACUCCAAAUUGGUUGAAAUGUCUUCUGCAAAAGACAGUAAUGAUUUUACUACAGUUGUGAAGACUAGAGUUGAUAAUUCAGAUAGGGCCUUUUACAAGGAUUUGGUAAAGGUUAUUGAAGCUUCUGAUGUCAUUCUGGAGGUCCUUGAUGCCCGGGACCCCUUGGGUACCCGUUGUGUUGAUAUAGAAAAGAUGGUGAUGAAAUCGGGACCUGAUAAACAUCUCGUAUUGCUUUUAAAUAAAAUUGAUCUUGUCCCACGAGAAGCUGUAGAGAAGUGGCUCAAAUACCUUAGAGAAGAAUUACCUACUGUGGCCUUCAAGUGCAGUACACAGCAACAAAGAUCAAACUUAGGGUGGAAAUCCUCUAAAAAAGCUAAAUCAAGUAAUAUUUUGCAAUUAAGUGAUUGUCUUGGAGCUGAUACUCUCCUCAAACUGUUGAAGAAUUACUCAAGAAGCCAUGAGAUCAAGAAGUCAAUCACUGUGGGUUUGAUUGGCCUGCCCAAUGUUGGUAAGAGUAGUCUUAUUAAUAGCUUAAAGAGAUGCCAUGUUGUCAAUGUUGGUGCUACUCCUGGGUUAACAAGAUCAAUGCAAGAGGUUCAAUUGGACAAAAAUGUUAAGUUGCUGGAUUGCCCUGGUGUUGUUAUGCUGAAGACUCAAGAAAAUGAUGCUUCUAUUGCUUUAAAGAAUUGCAAGAGAAUUGAGAAGUUAGAUGAUCCAAUUAGCCCAGUGAAAGAAAUUCUCAAGCUCUGUCCAGCCAGGCUGCUGGUAACCCUGUACAAGAUUCCAAGUUUUGAUUCAGUUGAUGACUUCCUACAGAAGGUUGCUACAGUUAGGGGCAAGCUCAAGAAAGGUGGAAUAGUUGACAUUGAAGCUACUGCAAGAAUCGUUCUUCAUGAUUGGAAUGAAGGUAAAAUUCCAUAUUAUACCAUGCCCCCAGUUAGGGAUCAAGGGGAACCUUCAGAGGCCAAUAUAGUUUCUGAGUUCUCGAAAGAGUUUAACGUUGAUGAAGUCUACAACAGUGAAUCUUCAUUUAUUGGGAGCCUUAAAUCUGCUGAUGACUUCAAUCCUGUUGAAGUUCCUUCAAGUUGCCCUCCAAACCUUGAUGAGACAAUGUUAGAGGAUGAUGUACAAAUUGAACCCUCAGUACAAGGCGAAGGUCCCGACGUUGAUGAAUCUAUGGAACAUGAUGGUGAUGAUGAUGAUGAUGAUAGCAAGAACAAGGUGAACAAUGCAGCUAGUAGACAAAAUGAGAAAUUAUAUACAGCGGAUGGUAUACUUAAUACAAAACUUAGGCGAGCAGAGAAGAAAAAAAGGAAAAAGGCUAACAAAGCCUCAUCAGAUCCCAUGGAUGAUGAUUAUGACUUCAAAGUUGAUUACAUCCAAAAGGGAUCCACAAUGGAUGUUGAAGGGAGCAAAAGUGAGGAUGAUGAAGAACAAAUCAACUCUGAGGUGCCUAUGUCUGGUAUUCAGGUUGAUGAAUGAUGGGGAAAUGGACACGUUUAUAAUUUAGACAUGAUGUGAGGUUGGGCUUUUAAAUUUCACUUUUGGUUUCGCAGAUUUUAAAUUGUUGCAGUUGUUGAUCCAUUAUUUGUACAUGUUAUUCUGGCAAGAUAUGCACAAAAUUUUGGAUAAGGUCAAGAAAAGUGUCCAAUUGAGGUAUCUGGCAAUGCAAAUGCAAAUUUUUUCCAGUUAUUUUUACUGCUCUAUUUGUGACUCUUCU